AUGGAAGAGAACCAGAGCCGUCGCAACAAUAUUAGAAUUGAUGGAAUCCCUGAGGAACCCGAUGAAACUUGGGAAGACACUGAAAGUAAAGCUAAAGUGGCGUUAGAAUCCAAACUCAAUCUUCCUUUCAAGGUGGAAAUCGAGCGAGCUCAUCGUACUGGUAAAGUUAAUCGGCACUCUGACGACAACGCUUCAUCUACGCGUCCUCGUACAGUUAUUUGUCGCCUGGUAAGCUGGAAGCAAAAGGAUCCAAUAUUAAAGGCCGCGAGGAUUGUAAAGCCAGACGGAAUGUUUGUCAAUGAAGAUCUUGCGGUUGAAACUCUUCAAAGGCGUAAAGAUCAACUGCCGAAACUAAAACAAGCAAAGCAAGCCGGAAAGAUUGCCGGAUCUUGUUUACUGUGGGUAAUGUCGACCGAGAUAUCGGUCGAUAUAGCGGUCGAUAUAGCGGUCGACACUCGGUCGAUAGUCGGUCGACACUCGGUCGACAGUCGGUCGAUAUAGCGGUCGAUAGUCGGUCGAUAGUGGGUCGACACUCGGUCGAGACACGGCCGAUAGUCGUUCCAGAUGUGUCUCGGCCGAUAUAGCUUUUCGUUCACCGACACUUCGCCGACUUUUCGCCGACAUUUCGCCGACACUUCGCCGAUACUUGGUCGAUAGUUGGUCGAUACUUGACCGAUGUGUCGGUCAGUAAUUGGUCGACACUCGGUCGAUGGUCGGUCGGCAUUUCCUACAUUUUCCUACAUUUUUGCGGGACCACAGGAGCAGCAGAUUUAACUUAGGCUGAGACAGGUUCUGUUUAACAGCUAAAACUCAGACGAUCGGUGAUGAUAUAAACUGGAAAAAAAGGUUAUCAUGUCCUUAGUUCCCAGUGCUCUUCGGUUCUCUUCAUCGCGCAAUCGCGCCUUGCACUGCCACAUGUCCCUCAUCGCAUGAUAACAGUAAUUAAUGACGUCUUUGCUUAAAAAAAAAGCCAUUGGACUCACCUGAUAAAUUAACACACGACUAAUAUUCGAACGACAGUUGACCGAUAUACCAACGACAGUUCACCGAUAUACCACCGACAGUUGACUGAUAUAUCACCGACAGUUGACCGAUAUAUCACCGACAGUUGACCGAUACAUCACCGACAUAUGACCGAUAGUAAGUCGAGGUGCGUCGACGAAAUAUCGACCGAUACUCGGUCGAUAGUCUAUCUCACUAUCGACCGACUAUCGACCGACUAUCGACCGACUGUCGACCGCUAUAUCGAUUGACUGUCGACCGCUAUAUCGACCGCUAUGUCGACCGAUAUCUCAGUCGACAUUACCCACAGUAAACAAGAUCCAGAUUGCCUACUUUGUGUUGGAUAAAUUGAUAAUCAAAGACAGACCCUCGAUCUAG
Molecule: messenger RNA, 1380 nt
Organism: Porites lobata
Lineage: Eukaryota; Metazoa; Cnidaria; Anthozoa; Scleractinia; Poritidae
Source: the annotation of a GenBank genome assembly